Nicotiana tabacum (common tobacco) is the source of this 1485-nucleotide messenger RNA. The record is from RefSeq and is a predicted model, not a curated record. NCBI's taxonomy places the organism in Eukaryota, Viridiplantae, Streptophyta, Magnoliopsida, Solanales, Solanaceae.
UCGGACCUUCGUGACUGAUCAGUUCAUGUGCCUUUGAACUCUCCUAAUUUCCCUCUCAAUUCCAAGCCACAGUUUACACAUCAAAAAAGACAAAAAAGAAAAAAAAAAGAGAAAUGUCGCAGCGAGGCGAUGAUUAUACCUCAAUAGUUGAAGCCAUGACUUUGAUCAAUCAGAAAGUGAAUCUCAUGGGCGUCGUCCUCGAAACUAGCUUUCCAAGGAAGACCAAGGGCACUGAUUACUUCUGUUUGGUUAAAAUCAUUGAUCAGUCAUACCAAAGUCGUGGGCUUUCUGUUAAUAUUUUCACUGAGACGAUAGAGAAACUGCCUCUGGUAUUCAAUGCUGGUGAUAUUAUUCUGCUUUUUAAUGUUAGGAUGAAAGUUCAUAAUUCCGUGGUUCAUGCUGUGUUCAAUAAAAAUUUCUCUUUGUUUGCUUUGUUUGAUGGAAAAUAUAGUACAACCUUCCUUCCCUAUCAAUGUUAUUUGACUUAUCUUCAUAGGGAGCGAGAUGAGAAACUUAUACUCGGUUUAAGGAAGUGGUUGGUUGAUCACUCUAUUGGAACAGCCUUAAUAGAUUUUCAAUCUUUGAAAGAUAUCAGGGAAGGAGACGGCUUCAAUUUGGUUUGCAAGAUUCUUCGUGUAGUUAGAGAAGAUGAGUGGAUCCUUCUUGUGUGGGAUGGAACUGACACUCCACCAGUUGCUAUUAAUGCAAGGUUAGAGGAUGAACUGGAAACCCCACUUCCUUUAGAGUCUGUGGCAGUUCGUCUGCCGAGAGACAUAUUCUGCAAAUUGCCACCUUUUGGGACUGUGCUGAGGCUAACUCUGAAUUGUGGCAAUGAGAAACUUGGAAUGAACGUGCUCAGGACCAAUAGAUGGGUGAAAUUUGAUAACCUAAGAUGUCAACUUCUUGACUCACUGUGGCAUGCUGCCCACUUGCCGACUACUAGGUUUUGCUAUUUGCGCGAUGAAGAUCACAUUGUUUCACAGCGCAUGAGGGAGUAUGAUAAGCGUAUCAAAUCUAAAUGGGGAUGGAUGCCUCUUUCAGUCUUACCUUGGCCAACUCAUGUGACAGUGACCGACCAUUCCGAAGUGCCUUUUGUCUCCUUGAUGAGAGCUCUUGUGCAUCCCAAGGCAUUAUCAGACUUUUUUUGCUAUUGGACUUAUUGCUGAAGGGCUGGAAAUGCCCAUGAGUAGAGAAUACUGAUGUCUAAUAGGAGAUUGUAUCCAACUGGUGAGGUGGUAGGUAAAUUCCACUGUGUCGUUCGAGUUGUGGCAUCAUUCCCUUGGUUAGUUGAGGAUUAUCGCUCCCCUACUGGCGUUUAUAGGAUCAGGCUAACCCUAGAAGAUCCUACUGCCAGACUACACGCCUAUCUAUAUGCUGAGGAUGCGGAACAGUUCUUUGGUGGCUACCCUUCUCUCGAUGUGCUAAAAAGAAUGCGGAAUUUGUUGCUUGGAAUUUGUGAAAGUGAUGGUGACAGUGAAACCUCCA